GUCAACUGAUAACUUCCGGUACAUCUCGGGCUAUACCAUUCAUUGUAAGAACACAUAAAUAAGUUCCGAACAGAAGAAAAAUGGCCGAAGGCAAACCAGAUGCAAUCCCCUGGUCGAACAACAAGGACGAUUACGAGCUAAAGGACGUAAUUGGUGCCGGGGCUACUGCUGUAGUACAGGGAGCCUUCUGUAAACCAAGGCAGGAGAGAUGUGCCAUCAAGCGAAUCAAUCUGGAAAAAUGCAAUACAACUGUAGAGGAGUUGUUGAAAGAGAUCCAGGCAAUGAGCCAGUGUAAACACGAGAAUGUCGUUGGUUACCACACAUCAUUUGUUGUCAAGGAAGAACUCUGGGUCAUUAUGAUGCUUUGUAGCGGAGGAUCCAUGUUAGACAUAAUUAAAAGUCAUAUGCGAUCUGGAGGUUGCAAAAAUGGGGUCCUGGAUGAGGUUGUCAUAGCAACCAUUCUUAAGGAAGUUCUCAAGGGCCUAGAAUAUUUCCAUAACAACGGUCAGAUUCAUCGUGAUAUCAAAGCUGGAAACAUUCUUUUAGGACAAGAUGGUUCCGUCUAUGUUGCAGACUUUGGUGUGAGUGCCUGGCUGGCUACAGGAAAGGAUAUGACACGUGAUUCUGUCCGACACACCUUUGUAGGGACGCCAUGUUGGAUGGCUCCUGAGGUCAUGGAACAGGUGACGGGGUACGACUUCAAGGCAGACAUUUGGAGCUUUGGAAUAACUGCCAUAGAGCUGGCUAUAGGAACAGCUCCCUACCACAAGUACCCUCCUAUGAAGGUCCUGAUGCUGACGCUGCAGAACGACCCACCAACCUUGGACACGUCAGCUGAUGACAAGGACCAGUACAAGUCCUACAGCAAAGUCUUUCGCAAAAUGGUAGCAGAGUGUCUCAAAAAAGAUCCUGAGAAAAGACCUACUGCCAAGCAACUUCUUAAAUCAGAAUUCUUCAAAAAAGCCAAAGACAAGGUUUUCCUUGCCAAGACUCUACUGUCAGAGGGUCCCUCCGUUAAACCGCAAAAGGUUAAGCGUGUUCCCGGGUCCAGUGGGCGGCUACACAAGACCGAGGAUGGAGAUUGGGAGUGGUCCGAUGACGACUUCGAUGAGAAUUCAGCGGAAGGCAUUGCUGCCAUUGCAGAAAGGAAGCGUCGCAUUAAGAAAGCAGUCGAAAACGAGGUGAAUGCGGCCCCACAGCUUGCAGUGCCACCUGAACCCUCUCCUGGGGUAGUUGGCAAGUCCCCCUCUCAGACAGAGAUCGCCCCUGUUACUGAGGAAACACCGGCGCCAUCUAGUAGCACUCAAUCAAUUGCUACAAGUGCUCCUACACCUGUGACGCCUACUCCCUCGGCCUCUAGUUCAGGGGGAGAUGCACCUUCACAGUCAACAGCUCUCAACUUAGUGCUUAGAUUAAGGAAUGAUAAACGAGAGCUGAAUGACAUCAAGUUUGAUUUCACUUCUGGUCAAGAUACAGCUGAUAGCGUGUCACAUGAGAUGGUAGAAGCUGGAUUGGUUAACGGAAAGGACAUGAUUGUGGUUGCUGCUAAUCUUCAGAAAAUACAAGACUACCCUGAUGUAAAAUCGGUGACUUUUGCUUUGAAUUCUGGUUGUGGUCCAAACGAGGUUCCCUGUGAUAAAGCUCUAAUAGGAUUUGCACAGCUGUCGCUGAACGAUGUCACCAACCCUCUGCCUCCUCACUAACACAGUGCCAUCUAGGAAAGACAAACAAGGGCACUUAAUUCGGCCACAAGCAGGAACAGAUUCAUUUUAUGUCUCUUAAAUAAGGGUAGAUAACUCUGUUCUGGCAUUUUCUUGACAAGAGAACUGUGAUAAUAUUGUUUGCCAAGAUAAUGGUAGAUUCAUCAUUUUAACUUGGUGAUUAAAUGAUGAUUCAAGCUAGCAACCCUUUUUUUAUAUCACAGAAUCUUGUUUAAUGCAUCUGUGUGUAUUUUAUGUGAUUUAUAAAGCCAGUUGAGUAAAUACCUGGCAGUAUAAGCACAGUUUUCAGUAUCCAGUUUGUUGCUGAUAACUAUUUACUACCUGUACCUGUAUUGUAAAAACUGCGGCCUUUUCAUUUAUCUAAGGUGACCAGGUCAUCCGUUUUGAUAUUGGUAAAUUUAAAUAGUAUCAGUAUAAAAAUAUACUGGUAUUCAAAAUCUAUGUUGAUAGUGAAAAUUAACUGCAAGAAAAAUCUCUUGUAAAAAAUGUUUUGUUUUUCAUUUUCAACAUUUUUUUUUUUUUUAAUUUUAGUCUGGCAUACUGGUAAAUAUUUAUGGACAAUUUCCAAAAACUCUGAAGCAUCAUGGGAAGUUGUGUUUUAAAUUGAAAUGAAUAUUGGCCAUGUUGAUUUAGCUGAACCUAGCAUCAUAAUAUUAUUUGCUGUAGAUACUGAAACACGUGAAUUCAGAUAUUUUCGUGGGGACCCAAUUUCGUGAUUUCCCACCAAAACACAAUUUCGUGGGUACAUGAGUUUUUGGAUUACGAGUACCCACAUAAACCGAGAAUUGCUUUAUGUCAAACUUGUACCGAUAACUACUUAAUGGACCUAUGAAUUCAUGGAUGAAGAUUACCCAGGAAGUCAACGAAAUUAAAAAACCCACGAAAAUUGAUGAUUUCACAGUAUUCACAAAGUCACAUCUGUAUCAAGGUUCCAAUCUGUUAAGAAAUCAGAAUCAUGACUGUUAUUAUGUAUUGAACUAAGCCAAGGCUUUCGAUAACCUGAGGCGUGGGUCCAUCUUAAAAUUUUAGAAUUGAAGUUUAUUAUUAGUAUUUCUCAAUUAGCACUUGACAGAUCCUUCUGAAAUUUCCUAUGUAGGUUCCCCUUGUAUACAUCAGUUCUUAUUUGCUAGUUUUACGUGUUUGGUUUGGUUUUAAGCGUCAAGCUGCUGGAUCGGAAGUAAAAUAUGGCUGACAGAAAACAGAAGUCUUUUUUGUUCAACUUCUCACACUUACUUUACACCUACUUUACACUUACUUUACACUUACUUUACACAUACUUUACACAUA
Messenger RNA from Mizuhopecten yessoensis (Yesso scallop), 3008 nucleotides. RefSeq names its product serine/threonine-protein kinase OSR1-like. Gene Ontology annotation, molecular function: ATP binding; protein serine/threonine kinase activity. The transcript is spliced from 17 exons. Gene Ontology annotation, biological process: protein phosphorylation. Bases 81 to 1703 code for a protein of 540 amino acids. Lineage: Eukaryota; Metazoa; Mollusca; Bivalvia; Pectinida; Pectinidae. The record is from RefSeq and is a predicted model, not a curated record.